GAGAGACAGGAGCGAAAAGGCGAAGAUUGUCUAUGAAGGAAGGGGGAACCUUACUCUCUGUGACUGACAGAGAGGUGAUCCAUGAGUGUUCCUCUCAUUAAACAUUCCUGGGAGCAUCAGGCAGAGCAAGAGAGACAGAGGAGGGAACGGCUGGUGGCAUCAGAUUGCGGGGAACGAUGCUGGUGCUUCUUGUGAAUGGGGGUUUGCUCAUGACAUCCUCUUUUUGAGUCAGCGAUAUCAAGAGACAUGGGUCAUUGACAAGAAGAAGCCUUGGUGAUUUGCCCUCAGGGGAUGCUGGGAUCGCUGACAACAAACCUUCCCCAGUUGAGUGGGGAGUGGGUAGGAUUGCUGAAACCUAACACAGAGUGGUGGGAGCAUGUCCUCGUUCGGGAAGCUUACCGAGUACUUCAGCUUGAGAAAGUCACGGGAGGACAUACGGCCUGGACGCAGCACUGGCAGAAGGAGUGGGAGCUAUUGUUGUACAAUUACCCAAUCCAGGUCCCUGGAUAGAAGGCUGCAGAGACCUAUUCUUGGGAAGUCUUUGACUCUUCCCAGCAUCCCCCAGUCCCCAGUACUGACCAGAGUCCCACAGCAUCAGGACAGUGUUCCUCGGCUUCCUGCAGCUGGCUCAUCAGACUCUAUGGUAACCUGCAAACUUCCCCCUGCUGUGGACUCAUGGCGCUCAGGAGACUCCCUUAUGAAUGCUGGUCCUUUGGCUCCAAGGCUAAUGUCUUCCCCCGAGGAGCCUCGGCUCCAGCACCCCUUCCACAUGCGGAAGAGCUUUUCAGUGGACAACCACCUUAGUUCCUGUCACUACCCAUUGCAUCCACCAGAUCCUCAAGGGAUACGAGUGAAGAGUAAGCUCAGGAGACAGUUUAGUCUGGGCUCAGCAGACCGGAAAGAAUUCCAGACACCAAGGUCUUUAGGCAGUCUUUCGAAGUUAACCAACCGGCUGUCACUGAAGGAGAAGUCGGAGAAGAGAAAUGAUGCUGAGUUGGCACCUCAGGAGCAGCCCCUAUUCCGACAGAGAUCACUGAGCAUUGAAUGGUCCUCUUCACCGAAGAUGACUCAACAAAUGAGGGACUUACAGCUAUCACAAACCAAGAAGCCUUCGGGCCCUUCCUCGCCAAAUGCGGCUAAGAGACUCUACAGAAACCUGUCUGGAAAGUUUCGAGUGAACUACAUGUCGUUUGAUGAGGGCAGUCUGACAGCACGUAAUGAGAAGGAACGUCUGCGGAAGCCAUGUCUAUUUCAGGGUAAUGCUGCCCUCUUUGAGGCUGUGGAGAUGCAGGAUCUAGACCGGGUACAGGAACUUCUCAAGCAGUUCAGUGUGGAGGAACUGGAUCUCAAUACCCCUAACAGCGAGGGACUCCUUCCACUGGACAUCGCUAUUAUGACAAAUAAUGCUCCGAUAGCUAAAACUCUGCUACAGGCCGGAGCAAAAGAGAGUCCGCACUUUAUGAGCUUGGAAAGCCGUUCUCUCCACCUGUCUACACUAGUGAGAGAGGCAGAGCAAAGGGUGAAUGAUCUCACGGCCCAAGUGGUAAAUGAGGCACCAAACGUAGACUGCUCCGACAAAGAAAAACAGCUGAAGUCCUGGGAAUGGCGAUACCGGCUCUAUAAGCGCAUGAAAGCUGGAUUUGAACAUGCACGUGUGCCAGAUCCCCCAACCAAUGUGCGUCUUGCCGUAACCAGCAGUACCAUGCUACAAGUCACCUUCCACGAGCCACUCAGCGUUAACUCUGCAGUUGUCACAAAAUACAAAGUUGAAUGGAGCCUUUCCUCUACUUUUUCUCCCAACGUCGGUGAGGUGGUCAUCGAGAAGCUGAGAAAUCUUCGUUUUAACAUCAGAGGCCUCACUUCAGGGACGCAAUAUUAUGUGCAGGUGUCAGCCUACAACAUGAAGGGCUGGGGACCACCACAACCCUCUCUUCCAGCUUUUGCCAUACCAUCAAACUGGCGCGAGUACGAUGGCCGGGCCCCGAGAAGAAAAGGACAAGCUGAAGCCCUAGAUUUGCUUCUUAGCCAAGUGAAGAACAACCACCAACACUGCGUGUGUCACGAGCCAUUUAAGAACCAGCCACAAAGCCGAAAACAUUCUGUAUCCAAGAGCCUCAAGCACCUCUUUCACCCCAGCAGCAAGUUUCUAAAAGGCCUUAAGAGGGGUCUUUACCUUGCAUCAAUAUUUUAUAAGGACGACAACAUCCUCGUAACUCAUGAAGAUCAAAUCCCAGUGGUAGAGAUAGAUGAUUCCUACUCUUGCUUGCUAAUGCAGGAUUUUCUUUGGUUUACAAAGGUAUCGUGCAUGUGGGACGACAUCUUGUGGUUACGUCAAUGUGUCACCGUAUCACAGUCCUCCUGUUCUUGUGUCUUGCAAACUCGAUUCAAGAUGCUGCUGGCUGUGUCCCAGAUGCAGGGUCUAUUAGGAAUUCAGGACCUGGGUCAGGUAUUCUUCGAACCCAUCAAAGACAAGCAGGGAAACAUUCUGAUAGUGACUCUGAAGGAGGUGAAACUGAGCCAGACUCUGGAGAACGUACGCUGGAUGCCGCUGUUCAAACUGCAGACUCAUAGGAAGUCAGUCUCAUCCCCGGACGAGCCGAGCGCUCUGGACGUCCUGCUGAUGACACUGCAUGAAAAAAUGGAAUAUAACAGAAGAAGCAGCCAGGCCCUGGCCCCAGGUCUAUACUUGGGGUACCUGAAGCUCAGCAGCGCCGUGGAUCAGAUUCGCGUCCUUGUACCUGAGAGGUUGCCCAACAUCCUUUGCCAUGUGAAGAUUCGAUCAAAUUCCAAUGUGUCAAGAGAGGAAUGGGAAUGGCUGCAGACCCUGGCAAGCGUUGAGGAUUCCAUUGCCAAUGAGCAGGACACAGAGAGCUGCCAAAACCUACUGCUGGAAGAACUGAGAACGGCUGUGAAGGAACUAAUGAACCAAGUCAACAUUCCCCAUCAUGAGGCUAAAGACUUCCGCCUAUACAGUCAAGAAGUCCUUGAGUUUGGAGGUCAGGUCUCCUUCCUUCUGUUGCUGCCUCCAUCUGAUGAUGUUUGUACGGCUCCUGGUCAGAAUAACCCUUACACCCCAUACUCUGGCUUCCUUACACUGCCUCUGCAGAUCUUUGAGCUUGUUAAUUUUUUCACUUAUGACCGGGAGUUCAUUAGUCAAUACUGCCAAGUGUCAGCCUUACUGGAACUGGAGUCCCUUCUAUCUCAGCAAAGUCUACGGGAAGCUUUCUCAGACUCAGAGCUCGCCACAGCUAAGCAGCGGCAUCAGCAAAUUCAGGACUAUAUCCAGCAAAUGGAGGAGAUCUGGAGAGAAAUGCGCUGGAUGAUGGAUGCACUACAGCAUGCCAGAUACAAGCAGCCCUCCUGUACUGUGCCCCUCACAUGUUUCCUGGACGGGGCUGGAGAAGGUUUCCAGAAGGAGAAGCCUCCAUCCACAUCAUCUCAUUUGGACUACUUCCCAUCACCAACUCCCUCUCCUGAAAGCAGCAGGAAACGCAACACAGAUCUCAUUCCUGCUCCGUAUACCGACAGUUUACUAUUGGAUGUUAAAUUUCAUCAGAAUCAGUCUUCCCCACUUUUGGAUUCCCAUGGUGUGUCAGAUGAAGAGGGCUCCUCUGAAGUCUUCCUGGCAACUGACAGUGACUAUGAUUCCAGCCGAGCGCAGAGCCCCAAAGAGCUGGACCUAGUUUAUUCUUCAGGACAGGAAUGUGGCAGGAGAAACCUGCGCAGCUUCAGAGAUGGAACUCCCGAUGUUCUGCAGACUCACGACUCCAAAGUUUUGCCUCAGGAAGAUGAACGGCAACAGCAGUUUUACGAUAGCGAUUUUGUGCUUCCCAGCCGCCAGAUUGAGUUACUGCGGAUUACGGAGAAGAGGCAAGCGUACUGUGUCCGUACUAGCAGCCUUGAUUUCCCCAAACAGCCUUACAAAACCUCUCGAAAGUCAUGCCCUGGCUCUGUUGACAGUUCCCCAACAGAGACAAAAGCUUCAGGGUACCGCAGUGUCCUAGGGCUGAGGACAAGCACUUCUUUUAGCCCAGACCAUGAACUGAGAUGUGAUAGCUCACAGCGGAUUUACCGCACACACUCUGUUGAGUGGACGCAUGACUUCCAAGAACCCUUGGAACCAAAACUCAUAACGGGGCAAGGAAAAAAGAACAAUUCUGUUACUAUUCGGAUAUUUCCACAGUACGAAACUGGUUUGUCUAAAGAGAUGAGUGUUAAGAUGCAUAUUACAAGCAAAACCCCUGCCCAGGAGGUGGUCAAGCUGGUGGUACUGCAGAUGAAUGAGAUCUCCAGGAGUAUGCAGGGUAACACAGAAGCCUACUGCUACGCCGAAGAUCAGCUGGACCACUUUGCACUGGUUUUCACUCCAGAAACCAAUAAGGAACAGUGGCUGGCCGAUGACUUUCUGCCUUUCUCCCUCCAGAAGAGCUGGAACAAGGGACACUUCUCAGUGCGGAUUAGAGAGACCUCUCCUUUGCUUUUCCAGUACGGGCCAGCGACUACUGUAUGAGCUUGUAUGUGUCAUGGACAACUUGUCCAAAGGAUUCUAGGGCCACCUUCAAUGCUUCCGUCUUUACACAACCCAUUCUUCCUCUCACAUCUAUCGAAAUGAGUUUUGACUGAAGAAUGGAUUUGGAUGUAUUAUUUUUUUACUUUCUUUGUCAACCAAAGACUUAUUUUCCUAACAAGAAACGUUUGGUUGCUACACGAGGCAGCGAGUAUCUCUGACCACAACAUGUUCACUUGAAAGGAAUGUCUUGGGGAUGGGGUCAUAUUUUUAAAAGAACAACACAAAAAAACACACCAGUGACAAAUAAAAAAAAAAAAGCAAUACAUCAUUUUUUUCCCUCCUCCGUCCUUUUUUUUUUUUUUUUUCAAUGCAACAUUCGGGUUUUUAUUGAUCCAUAAACCACAAAGACUUAAUAGGGAUUUGUGUGAAUUCUGAGCAAGAAAUCUGAAAAUUCCAAAAGAUGAAUUCCAAAAAUGUUGAUUUUUUCCGGAACAAUACGGAAAUGGAAAAUAUUGUUUAUUGUGCUUGUUUUGCUGUAUCUGAAAAAAAUAUGGUUGCACAAAAGUUAAAAAAAAAUAAGUUCUUAUAUAUAUCUAUAUAUAUAUAUAUCUAUAUAAAAAAAAAUAGGCACCAAUCCCAGGACAACUGGAGCCGUGUGUCUUCCCUUUCCUCUUAAAUGCGUUGGUUUUAAUGAAUAUGUCUCAAACCAAGCACCCUAUUAAGUUCUGUUAAAAAACACUUAAUACCAUGGCUAUGUUUUCUAUUUGUUUAGUGGUUGUGAUUUGGCCUGCCUACGUUCAACCGCAUGAUGUUUUGAGUGUGCCUUUGUUAGUCAAUGGUUAUAUUAAAUUCUCGUGGUUCCACAGUGCGGAUCGGUGGUGCUUCAGACGGACUCGCUUCUCAGUGUCGUGCCACUCCGAGGUCAAAACACGAGCUUUUGUAUAUUAAUGUUGGACGAAAUGUUCUACUUCUGCAUUUAUCUUGUUUCUCUUUGUUCUACCUCCGCUACCCAGCCCUUUACUUGAUCACACUUCAGUUCUGUUGUUACGUUCAUGAGCCAGGCGAGAAGAAACAUAUCAGCAUUUCUGUGUUUUUUAAUUUUAUUUUUUUUUUAAAUCCUGAAUAAUAAAGUCAUCAUGCCGUGAUGAACAAAAAUAUAAAGCACUGGUGCUAGGGUUGUAAAAAUAUUAAAUAUGUUUUUCUUUUGUAA
Molecule: messenger RNA, 5720 nt
Organism: Xenopus laevis (African clawed frog)
Lineage: Eukaryota; Metazoa; Chordata; Amphibia; Anura; Pipidae
Gene: ankfn1l.L
Product: ankyrin repeat and fibronectin type III domain containing 1 like L homeolog
Exons: 24
Coding region: 377-4510 (1377 amino acids)
Source: RefSeq, a predicted model, not a curated record